Molecule: messenger RNA, 2040 nt
Organism: Penicillium vulpinum
Lineage: Eukaryota; Fungi; Ascomycota; Eurotiomycetes; Eurotiales; Aspergillaceae
Product: DUF4246 domain-containing protein
Exons: 5
Coding region: 1-2040 (679 amino acids)
Source: RefSeq, a predicted model, not a curated record
AUGACUGAAGUGACAGAGCAGGUUCAAACCGCACUCGACAAUACUAGCCACAGUCCGCUCCGAGUCCCAGGGUUUGCAAGCAUCCCGAUCCACUGUGGACUCCCUUCCAACGAACGUUUUGCGCACGGAGUGGUGGAGUGGCGACAAGCCCCUGCAAUCACGGCCCGCGAGCUAACCAUGGUCGCCGUGAUGAACCAUCUCACCGAUCGGCCUGCGUGGUAUACGAAGAUCUUCGGCGAUGAAGUUGUCGCGGAAUGGAAACAAGAGACCUUUGACACAACCCCACUGAUGAGCGAAAAGGCAUGGGAAUGGUGCUUAAAGGAGUUGCACGAUAAAGCGGUUGAUCUCCGCGAGAAUCUCCAGAUCCAUAUCCGCGUUCUUGACACCGGAUCCUGCGUGUGCAAAGCGGAUGCCGAAACUCUAGACUCUCCCAGUGCGGCGUUCAGAGGGUCCGUUCCGACUUUAUUGGAGGAGCAGCAUGAACAAAGGGUUUUAGAUUGGCAGCCCGAAACCGUGUUGAAUGUGGUCGAUCCGUUGUUAUUUCCCUUGGUUUAUGGACGAAGCUUGGUCUUGACGGACGGAGGACAAGUGGACCUUGACAACGUGCUGGACUCCUAUCAAGAUGCAACGCUCGCGCCUAAGCCUUACGAUCGACGGGUCAAUUCCCAGUCUUUACAGGAGGAAAUAGACAGUCUGGGCACUCCAUGCUGGGGUAUUGGCCCUCCCAAUGGUGACGAGUCCGAGUUCUACCAUUGGAGUUCCAACUACCAAUGUCUUCCAUGCGAGGUGGAAUUUCUAUACGACCUCGGGACGGAGGUGCAGAUCACCUCUUACAUCAACAACUUGCACCCAGCUCAUAAGGGUAUUUACCAGGCUAUUGAGAAACUCAUCUCUAUAACAAUCAAGCCGGGCAGUUGGGGCCAGUUCCCCCUACGAAUCAUCACCUACGGGGUCGAAUGGGAGAAUGAGCUUCCUGAAUGGGCGCUCGCGUUCAGAGUACCUACCGAACCCAGGAUAAAAAUGUACCGCAAAGCGCAAGAAGCGCUACAGAGCAGCAAGGAUGACCAAACGAACAAGAAGCUACCUCCGCCGGACUCGGAGCUUUGGCAAAGAGCUAAGGAGUAUCUAGAACUCCCAGAGGACGGCUCAAACACCCCCGUCGCAGCCCCAGACGACUGGAUGAAGGAACCGGGAACCGCUUUUUCGUACGAGGAGUGGAAGACCAACCGACAUAAAAAUGAAGCCAUCAUCGACAUCGUCCGUCACCGGAAUGACUGGGAGUCGCCCUUUGAGCCUCUCACCCCUCCACACACUUCCUACACGAUCUCUCUCCAAGACACCUUCCGCAAGCAAGGCCUGCAAAUCAUCGUGAAGAUGGAGAACAUCGAACUCACCCCCCAAGACCACACAUAUACCAAUAACUCUUGGCAGCUCGACGGCCAGCUUAACGAACACAUCGCCGCCGUCGCAGUCUUCGCUUACGACGUCUCAAACAUCACCUCCCCCCAGAUUUCAUUCCGACAGCACACUACCCUCUAUGGAUGCUUCUAUCAGUAUGCCGAGGAACGAUAUAGUACAAGGGGCUACGAUGCCCGCAAUGUACGAGCCCACCGAUGUGGCAAAUGGUACGCCGCAGAAGUCGCGCCAAUAGUGGAUAUUUUAGGACUUGACGAUCCAGCUAACCUCUCGAACAAUUUUCACGGGGAAAAUUAUACCAGAGUAGCGCGUCCGUCGCAACUGUUGGAUGCGACUCUGCCUGGGCAUUAUCGCACAAUUAAGAUGUAUCUGAUUGACCCACACUACCGCGUAUGUCCGACUCGGAAUGUGCCGCCGCAGCAGCAUCACUGGUGGACACAGGAAGCGGGUAAGACCCUUGCUACAGCUGGACUGCCUCGUGAACUGGUGGAUGAGAUCUUCCGGGGAACCGAUGACUGGCUAAUGGGAAUGGAGGAGGCGGCACAACACCGUCAGGAACUGAUCAGAGAGCAUACCUGGAACGAGGUGUCAAGGGUGGCGCGUAUGCCUGGCCCAGCAUUUUGA